Messenger RNA from Ascochyta rabiei, 2291 nucleotides. RefSeq lists its product as uncharacterized. The record is from RefSeq and is a predicted model, not a curated record. The transcript has 2 exons. Bases 438 to 2291 code for a protein of 617 amino acids. NCBI's taxonomy places the organism in Eukaryota, Fungi, Ascomycota, Dothideomycetes, Pleosporales, Didymellaceae.
AUGGCUGUCCCCAAUGUUGGGGACUUACUAAUGAUGUCUCAAGUUGCCUGGCAGACUGGACGAGCUUUUACCGCAGGUCGCAAAGAUGCGCCAACCGAGUUUCAAGCCGUUGAAACCGACAUUGCCGGACUCUCAGAGGCCCUGAAGCAGCUGGCAGAAACGCUACACGCAGAGGCCAAUGAUAGCUUGAUCUCCAGGUCCGAUCGAGCCGUCCAACACGGUGUCGCACUAGUUGUAGCCACCUGCCAAAGAACAAUACAUGACCUCGACUCACUGGUCAAUCGGUACCAGGUUAUCAGAAAGCACCGCACCGUUGGCGGCUUUGCAAUCGAGCGGAGCUGGAGCGAUCUGGUUCUUACUCAAUAUGAGACCAUCCUGUGGACUACAGAAGGAGGUAGCCUUCACGAUCUCAGCAGCUUACUGCAGAUGCACACAUCAUGUAUAUGCCUUCUCGCCGAGGCAAUACAAAGGCAAGUGUCUGCCACGUCGUCCAGAAAGCAGCACUGACGCAGUGCAGCAAUUCUCUGGAGCAAUUAGAGAAUGCCGUCACUCCCAUGGCCAACCGGUUUGAUAGCAUGCAUCUAGACGACGAACUUGACGACGUUUCCCGCUUUAUACGAGAACUGGCCAUCGCCAAUCACUCGAGAAAAGCACCACUUGUACCUCGACGUAAUCUGGCGAGAUCGCCUGCGGCAGAAGCCCCGGAUCCGCUCAAUGCCACACUGGUGCCGCUCUUCCCGCUAGCCUUGUCCCCUCGACAGACCACUUCAAAUGUGGCAUCCCCCCUCCCGCAUCAACGAUCUGUAUCAACAGAAUCCUCAACAUCGAAAUCAGUCAGCAAUGACGUAGCUGCUGCCCCAGCAGCUUGUAUUGUUCAAAAUCCGCGGACGCCGCCUCGAAAGCGUGUGUCUGAAUUCAGCUUUGGUGGCUCAUCAGCACGCGAUUCUACCAGUAGCUACGCUUCAUCAACAUCGUCUGGGCCAUCGCGCAACUCCCUAAAUAGCAGACAUGCACUUGUGGCUGUCUCGAAAUCACCGCCUCUCCUGGGAACACCCGAGCUGGGUGAGCCCGUACAAGUAAAUACCGGCUCAUUGUCUCUCCUUCCACCACCAGCCUUGAGGCCACCAUCAACGCAUUCGACUCGGACCAUGGAUAGAAAACGGUCAAACUCCACCCUGAGCGCGUUUCCUGCGCAACAAAACAGUAUCACAAAACUGCACUGUAGUUCCACCACAGCAAGCCAGAAAUCAACAUUCGAGAAGGAAGCUUUUCGCAAUUCUGCUGUGCUUUGCGACGUCCGUGGCAGAAUCGUGGAAUACUCCCAGCUGACCGUGCCCGACCCGGACUACCCUAGUGGCUUUGCCGACAUAGAAAUGGUAGAAGCUUGUGAUUCGUGCCGCAUCGCCGUCGUUCGGAAACGCACCACCGACCCCACUACCAAGAUCGUCCGCGUCGUAACCUCGAUAUGGGCCUUCAGCGACGACAACAACGUGCGCGUCGAGCUCAAAAUGGAAGACGAUGAGAUGUACAUACCCUAUUUGAGCUACUUCUCACCAGCAAAAGUCAGCAUGACAGUAGCCUGUGAGCUCAGAUUCCACGAUGUGAGGUACGGUAACCGACUAAUCAAGACGGCAAAGACGACUUGGGUGAACUACGUAUUUGAAGAUGCGCAAGCAGCGGCGCUCUUCCAGAACGAGAUCAUGGGCCGCAGCCUCCUAGCCACAUUCCGCACAUCCAAGACCAUGCGCAUUCAUGAGGGUACGCUGGCGAGCUUUGCAUACGCAGAGCAGAUGUGUGCGCUGGAGAAUUUGAGGGUGUGGGAGGAUACGGACACAGACGCCAUCAUAGGCCUCAUACACUUCUCGGCGAGUUUCAGGGCAGGCUAUCUGGCCUUCUAUCUCAAUUCGAGUACCCAUCCGGUAAAAGUGCAGUCCGUCAGUGGGAGGGAGGUCAAGAUCAAAGGGCUGAAAGUGCCCAUUGCGGAGGCUGGCCGGGCGAUGAGGAAAGAUAGCGUUGUCGAUGAUGCAGAAAUCAUCACCGAAGCAUGCGAGGCAGAUCGUAGACAAGAGGAGGGUAGUGGAACGAGUGAAGGAAGCGGAAGCAGUACGACGAAGAAAGGCAAAGGUAAGGGCAAGGGCAAGAGGGCGGACGUUGACAGGAAGAAGGUCAUUUCGGGUGUGAAGAUUGAGUUUGCAACCGAGAUGGAGAAGAGAGAAUUCUUGGAUCUGGUUGCAGAGUAUCAGAGACCCGAGCGGCUGUGCGAAUUACCUGAUCUAAUGGGCGUGAAUUAG